Messenger RNA from Trichobilharzia szidati, 477 nucleotides. Lineage: Eukaryota; Metazoa; Platyhelminthes; Trematoda; Strigeidida; Schistosomatidae. The record is from the annotation of a GenBank genome assembly.
AUGGAUGCAGAGAUUGAACUGGAAGAAGAGUUUACUUCUGCUGCCGCUGCUGCUGGUGUCCCACAAAUUACCUCAAAGACAAAUUUCAACUAUGCUUUGAUAGCUCUUCUUGUCUUUGUCAUAUCCUAUUUCCUGUGGAAAUUUUUCCAUUCUCAAAGUACACAUUCUACGGUACAUCAGUCGUCAGCACAGAAUGAUGCGCAUCGUAAAGCUAUGGAAAAUGCAAGAGCUAAACUCCAAGAAGAACUCAAUGCUCAAAUUGCUCAAUACAAAUCUAAGAAACAAGAGGAAGAUGAAAUUAAAGCAAGAGAAAAAGCAGAAAAAUUAGCUAAAUACAUGACGAGUAAUGGAACUUCACAAAAAUCUACUGACGAUGAUAAGAAGAAACGAUUACGACCGAAUGAUUAUAAUCCGUUAGCUGGAGAUUCAGGGACAACCUAUCGGCCAACUUCAAGAUUCUGUUCACGUGGAGGAUGA